GCGUACGGACGGUCGCUCUUCGGCGUGGAUUUCGUAUUCGUGAUUUGAAUCGUCAUUUCGCGUACCGAGAGAUUCGAAAAAUCGUAAAAAGCCUAAUUUCGUGAAAACCGCAGUGUUUUUUCGUGAGAAAAAAGCGUGACAAAAGUGUGUGGUGGAGUUGUGAGCUGUGACUUCGGUCGUAAGGUGUCAGCUGUUCGCCGGGUCUAUUAAGGACCACUGAUCAAGGAUGCUGCGAGAACCUCCGGGAGGUUGUCAGUGGCCAGCCACUCGCCUCGCCACGCUCGUAUUGUCUGCUUUGGCAGUGAUGAACGGAGCGAUGGCCGAGGACGAGUCCAUGGGACCGGUAUUUGUCAAGGAACCACCAAAUCGAGUUGACUUUUCCAAUGGAACCGGCGCUGAAGUUGAGUGUCAAGCUCGGGGAAAUCCCCAACCGGAUAUUAUUUGGGUCCGCGCUGAUGGCACUGCUGUUGGAGACGUUCCUGGACUGAGACAGGUGCUGCCAAAUGGAAAUUUGGCUUUCCCACCAUUCCGCGCUGAAGACUAUCGUCAAGAAGUUCAUGCCCAGGUUUACAGCUGUCUGGCAACGUCUCCAGCGGGCUCGGUCCACAGCCGCGAUGUCAACGUAAGAGCCGUUGUCGCACAGACUUAUCAGCCUGAGAUAAUGACCGAGUACGUCAUUAGGGGUAACAGCGCAAUAUUGAAGUGCAGCAUACCGAGUUACAUAGCCGAGUUCGUAACCGUAGAGGCCUGGAUAAGGGAAGACGGUGAAGUCUAUUUACCAGAGCAUCAGCGUCCCGGAAGCGGUGUAGGCCAGGAUGGCAAAUAUCUGGUACUUCCUUCCGGUGAACUUCACAUCAGAGACGUCGGACCCGAAGAUGGAUACAAGACCUAUCAGUGCCGCACGAAACAUCGUCUCACCGGAGAAACCCGAUUGUCUGCUACGAAGGGCCGACUUGUCAUCACCGAACCCGUGAAUGGGGCAGCGCCCCGAGUUCCACCCACUGCUAAAAUAACCGUUUUGUCGGUACUCACUCAAACUCCGGUAGCGCUGCUUUGCCAAGCACAGGCCAAUCCUCUGCCCAUAUUCAGAUGGUACAAAUUUAUUGACGGAACGUCGAGGAGGCAGCCGGUCCAGUUGAACGAGCGAGUGCGUCAAGUGAGUGGAACGCUCAUAAUCCGCGAAGCUCGAGUCGAAGAUUCCGGAAAAUAUUUGUGCAUCGUCAACAAUUCCGUCGGAGGUGAAAGCGUCGAGACCGUAUUGACAGUGACCGCCCCAUUGGCAGCUGAAAUCGAGCCGAGGACCCAAACCGUUGACUUCGGAAGACCUGCCACUUUCACCUGCAACGUUCAUGGCAACCCAAUCAAAACUGUCUCCUGGCUCAAGGAUGGAAAACCCCUCGGACUCGAAGAUCCCGUGCUUAGAAUCGAAAGCGUCAAGAAAGAGGAUAAAGGAAUGUAUCAAUGCUUCGUUAGAAAUGACCAAGAAAGCGCUCAAGCCACUGCCGAACUCAAACUCGGAGGACGAUUCGAGCCGCCCCAGAUCAAGCAGGCCUUCGCGGAAGAGACUCUCCAGCCGGGACCCAGUGUUUUCUUGAACUGUAUCGCCAGCGGAAAUCCCACCCCCGAAAUCACUUGGGAACUCGACGGAAAACGGCUCUCGAACACCGAGCGUCUUCAGGUUGGACAGUACGUCAAGGUCAACGGCGAUGUUGUUUCCCACCUUAAUAUUUCAAGCAUUCACACCAACGACGGAGGACUGUACAAGUGUAUCGCGGCCUCGAAGGUCGGAUCAGCCGAACACGCAGCACGUCUCAACGUCUACGGUCUGCCGUUUAUUCGUCACAUGGACAAGAAAGCCAUCGUCGCUGGCGAGACCUUGAGAGUGACCUGCCCCGUAGCCGGUUAUCCAAUCGAAAGUACCGUCUGGGAACGUGAUACUCGAGUUCUUCCGAUCAACAGAAAACAGAAAGUCUUCCCGAACGGUACCCUCAUCAUCGAGAACGUCGAACGACACAGUGAUCAAGCUACGUACACGUGCGUUGCUCGUAAUGCACAAGGAUACAGCGCCCGAGGAACUCUCGAAGUACAAGUCAUGGUUGCUCCCCAGAUAGCUCCAUUCGACAUGGGCGAGGCACCAGCGAAUUGGGGCGACACGGUGACCGCGACUUGCACUCUUAUCAAGGGUGACAAUCCAAUGACGAUCGAAUGGGCUUUGAACGGAGCACCGAUAAAUCGCGACUUUCCAGACAUAAACAUAGUGAAUACGGGGAAGCGCGUGAGCCUUUUGACCAUUGAAGCCGUCACGGCGCGUCAUGCCGGCGAGUACACCUGCACGGCGAGCAACGCCGCCGGUGCCACGAGCUCCUCGGCGCCCUUAGCGGUCAACGUGCCUCCACGCUGGAUUCUCGAGCCCACCGACAAAGCAUUUGCCCAAGGUUCGGAUGCUCGAGUGGAGUGUAAAGCCGACGGUUUCCCCAAGCCUCAGGUCACGUGGAAAAGAGCUGCUGGGGACACACCGGGCGAUUACACCGACUUGAAACUCAACAAUCCUGACAUAAGCGUCGAGGAUGGCACUCUCUCGAUAAACAACAUCCAGAAGACGAACGAGGGUUAUUAUCUGUGUGAAGCUGUCAACGGAAUCGGUUCCGGAUUGUCUGCAGUCAUUCUCAUCUCCGUUCAAGCACCACCGCAUUUCGAGAUUAAAUUACGUAACCAAACCGCUCGUCGUGGCGAACCGGCUGUACUGCAAUGCGAAGCGCAGGGCGAAAAACCCAUUGGAAUCCUGUGGAACAUGAACAACAAGCGAUUGGACCCGAAGAGCGAUUCCCGGUACACGAUCCGCGAAGAAAUCCUCGCUAAUGGUGUUCUGGCAGAUUUGAGCAUCAAACGAACCGAACGCAGCGAUUCUGCACUCUUUACUUGUGUCGCGACCAAUGCUUUUGGCAGUGACGAUACCAGCAUCAACAUGAUCGUUCAAGAGGUUCCGGAAGUUCCUUACGGUUUGAAAGUACUCGACAAAUCCGGACGUUCGGUUCAGCUUUCCUGGGCAGCACCUUACGAUGGCAACAGCCCGAUAAAACGAUACGUCAUUGAGUACAAGAUCAGCAAGGGUUCGUGGGAAACUGAUAUCGAUCGAGUCCUCGUGCCCGGGUCUCUGCAAAACGUCGCUGGAGUUUUUAAUCUUCGUCCUGCAACAACUUACCACUUACGUAUCGUGGCUGAAAACGAAAUUGGCACCUCCGAUCCAUCCGAUACCGUGACUAUUAUCACCGCUGAAGAGGCUCCUUCGGGUCCACCAAGCUCUGUUCGCGUCGAUGCUUUGGAUCAACAUACCCUUAAGGUCACAUGGAAGCCUCCCCCACGCGAAGACUGGAACGGCGAGAUUCUCGGCUACUACGUCGGCUACAGACUAUCCUCAUCCGAAAAGCCAUACAUGUUCGAAACCGUUGAAUUCUCGAAGGAAGAUGGAAAGGAACAUCAUCUCCAGAUUACGAACCUCAAGACAUACACACAGUACAGCGUCGUCGUUCAGGCUUUCAACAAAGUCGGUUCCGGACCCAUGAGCGAAGAACGAAGACAACACACCGCUGAAGGAGUCCCUGAACAACCACCGCACGACACAACUUGCACUACUUUGACCUCCCAAACUAUUCGAGUCUCUUGGGUUUCUCCGCCACUAACUGCUGCCAACGGUGUCAUAACUGGCUACAAAGUGAUUUAUGGACCCUCGGAAUCCUGGUACGACGAGAAUACGAAAGACACAAAAAUCACAUCAUCCAGUGAAACGAUAUUGCAUGGAUUGAAAAAAUACACGAACUACAGUAUGCAAGUUCUGGCAUUCACUUCCGGUGGCGAUGGAGUCAAGUCGGCACCGAUUCAUUGUCAAACGGAACAGGAUGCUCCGGAAGCCCCCAUCGCCGUCAAAGCACUCGUCACCUCUGCUGAAUCAAUUCUCAUCUCUUGGCGUCCACCGACCCAGCCAAAUGGCGUUAUUUCACAAUAUACCGUUUACACGAAAGCCGAUGGAACCGAAGAAGCAACGAGCGCUAAAGUACCGCCGAAUCAAUUGACUUACGAAGCUCUGGGACUCGACAAACAAAAGAGAUACGAUUUCUGGGUUACGGCAAGUACCAACAUCGGGGAAGGUGAACCCUCGAAGAUUGUCGCAUCUGCUCCCAAUAUUCGAGUUCCCGCCAAGAUUGCAUCGUUCGACGACAAAUUCACUGCCACGUACAAAGAGGACGUAAAGCUGCCUUGUUUAGCGGUCGGAGUCCCAGCACCGGAAGUAGUAUGGAAAUUCCGCGAUGUGAAGCUUCAGUUGAAUGACAGACUGAGACAAUUAUCGGAAGGUUCCCUCUUUAUCAAAGAAGUCGAUCGCGCUGAUGCCGGAGAAUAUUCUUGCUACGUUGAAAAUUCAUUUGGUCAUGAUACAGUAACUCACCAGCUCGUUGUUCACGCUCCUCCGCAUUCACCCCAAGUAACGCUCACUGCAACGACGACGAAUUCGUUGACGAUGAAAUUGAGGCCUCACUCUACCGAUACCGCGCCCAUCCACGGAUACACCAUUCAUUACAAACCCGAAUUUGGAGACUGGGAAACAAUGCAAAUCAAUUCUACCACCCAAAAGUAUACUCUUGAGAAUUUAUGGUGUGGCUCCAGAUAUCAAAUUUACGUCACUGCUUACAAUGGAAUUGGAACCGGCGACCCAUCGGACAUCUUGAACACACGAACCAAAGGCUCCAAGCCAAUAAUCCCGGAAGCGGCAAGAUUCAUCGAAGUGUCAACGGAGAGCAUUACCCUGCAUUUGAGCGCAUGGGCCGAUGGAGGUUGCCCGAUGCUGUACUUUGUUGUCGAAAAUAAGAAAAAGCAUCAACAGGAAUGGAACCAAGUUUCAAACAACGUGAAGCCAACUGGUAAUUUCGUCGUGAUGGAUUUGGACCCUGCGACUUGGUACCACCUCCGAGUGACUGCUCACAACAACGCCGGUUUCGCGGUCGCUGAAUACGAAUUUGCAACUCUUACCGUAACAGGGGGCACAAUCGCACCGCCCGUUCGUAACGGCGGACAGGACAACACCGACGUCAGACGUUAUUUCCCAUGGUUACCGAACUGGCUCGACGUAAACGUUGUUGUACCGGUCGGUGCUACGGUCGUCGUUAUUAUCGUUGGCAUUGUCGUCAUUUGUGUUGCACUCUCAAGACGCACUCGAGGCCCGGAACAGACCCGGCUCCGAGGUAUCUCAUCAGCCGACGAGAAAUAUUACGAGGGACAAUAUGACGUAGUGUAUCAACAAACUGGAGUCGGUGGUGCAACAUUGGACAAACGUCGACCGGAUCUUCGUGACGAAUUGGGUUACAUUGCACCCCCAAAUAGGAAGCUUCCACCGGUACCAGGCUCGAACUACAACACUUGUGAUCGUAUCAAGCGAGGUACAGUUAUAAGUGGAACAGGCUCGUUUAGGAGUCACUCGACGUGGGACCCACGGAGGCACAUGUACGAGGAAUUGUCACACUGUGCGCCAAACAGAAGAUGUCCGCCUCCCCCACGUAUGGGCAGUACUGAUGCGCUGUCUCACAGAGGCAUGGAGGAUGAGAUCUGCCCGUACGCGACAUUCCACCUUCUUGGUUUCCGCGAAGAAAUGGACCCGAGCAAAGCAAUGCAGUUCCAAACGUUCCCCCAUCCUGGUAACGGCCACUCAGGCACGAUGGGACCACCGGCUGGUCACCCAACCAACGCCUCGGCCCACAGUCGUUCCGGAUCUCAAUCAAUGCCACGACAAAACGGCCGAUACUCGCGAGUCCCCUCACAGGGUGGCAACCAGAACGUUUUCUCACCGGAAUACGACGACCCAGCAAAUUGUGCACCGGAGGAGGAUCAGUAUGGAUCGCAGUACGGUCAGUACGGAGCUCCUUACGAUCAUUACGGAUCUCGUGGCUCGGUUGGUCGUCGCAGCGUAGGAUCAGCCCGCAAUCUCCCGAUGUCCGGAUCCCCUGAGCCUCCACCACCUCCGCCAAGGAAUCACGACCAGAACAACUCGAGUUUCAACGACAGCAAAGAGAGCAAUGAGAUCAGCGAGGCCGAGUGCGACCGCGAUCAACUCCAGAUGAACCGCAACUAUGGUGUUAAUGCUCGCAGCAAGGACGGCAUGACCACCGAGGAGAUGCGCAAGCUCAUUGAGAGGAAGCCAAACGAAGCAACAGGGCGGCAAACCAGCUCCCCCCACAGCAAUCACGGGGGACUCCUCACACCCUACGAUACUGUGGCAGUGUAAUCUGUAAAUCGGUCAUCAAGAUGAACGCCGUUCGCCUCAAGGUCAUCCCAGGACUAUCGGCCUUUCUCGGGUUGGGCGAAAUUCACAAGAAACUUGAAAAAUCGUGUCAGCAAGGAACAAAUGAUAGGAAAACGAAACAGAAGAUCUGCAAAAGAGUCAAAAGUACCCGAGAAAGAAAAAAAAUAACAGGAAAGAAGUAGAAGGAAACGGGAAAGGUCGUACUACUCAACUAAAUCUAAGCAACAAAACAAAAUCCCAAAUCCUUUCUCCUUCAUUAUUCCCUUUCGUCCAGUGCUCAUGGCGUUGGCCCAAUUGCAACGAUUCGACAUUUUCAUUACUAAUCUACAUUUUCGUCAUAGAUAGUUAUUCGAUUAUUAUGUAAAAUGUUCGUUUUUUUAUGAAUUUACGAACUAUGCUUGAAACUAGAUCGAUACUCGAAUACUCCGAUUCAUAAUUCAUUCGAUUUUAUGGAUUUAAGCUCAUUGAAAAUCGUCUUCUGUACAAAUUCGAUUUCCCAUUAUCGGGGUUUACAUAUUUUUGGGAAACAUUGCAUUUGCUCAUCAACCGAAUAACGAAUUUUUAUCCAUUUUUCGGAACGCGUUCUUAAACGAAAACUCAGAAAAAUGCUUCUGUUCAAUCGUUGGGAAAUUGAGAAAAAUUCUUUCGGAAUCGUCGCUCCGAAAAAUCCUUACGGACCGAUUUAAAAAAGUUACUUGAAAUAAGACAUUGAUUCUAUUAUCCUCAGCGAUGGGACUUCGUCAGAGUGAACAAACGUUUCGAGGCAUAUUUUGAAGCGGAGGAGACCGAAAUCCUUCGAUCAAAUUUGAUUGAUUCGAUUAAUCAUGCUUAAUCAAUUGCGUUGAGAAUAUCGAAAAAUUCCUUUUCUCCUUGAAAAAGUUAUUUCCUUUUUUACAAAUUAAACCGUUAAAUUGUUGCUGUGGAUGAUGUUCCACUUAGAAAUGUUUGUUUACUCUUCGGAUUUACCGAUCGUUGAAAGGGUAGAAAAAAAAGACUCAAAUUUCUCAAUUUCUCAAUCGAAUUCAGAUAAUUCGUGAACGAGUUUCCUUUUUUGUCAAAAAAUCGAAAGUGACGAUUCGAAAUAAUAGUAAGACGAGCAUGAAAAUUAUUUUGGAAACUGUUUAGGUUUUUUCUUCAAUUUACUGAAGUUAGAUUAAGAUUAUCAUCAGCAUAUGAUAAAAAAAUGAUGAAACGAGUUGUAAAUCGGGUGAAUUAGUUGCUCGUUUAUUGAGUCAUGGUUGUGCCACCCUGUCGAAAAGUUCCAUCGUCGAAGAAAACUCGUGAUUUUGAUGUUUUUUUAAUGAAUUCACACAUUUAAUUCUCGUAACGAAGGUUGUGCUGCCCGAAAAGUUGAUUUUGUAGUUGGAAGAGUGAAGAAGAAAAUUAGGGGCUGAAGGGAGAUCGAAUUCAGGCGAAACGACUUGGAAGGGAGGAAUAAAUAAAAAUAAGUCAAAAUUCAUUCGAAGCGCAGUAUCAUUAACGGGGCAAUAGGAAAACAAAAAAAAUUCAGAUAAAAAGUGAAAUUUACGCUGUUGCGUUGAAAAUCGAAAAGCUGCCAACCUGGAAAAAAACUAUUUCCAGAUCGUAAUUUUUAAAUCGAGCGAAAAAUAGAGGUUUUAAUAGGCGUUUUCGAACCGGUUGACUUUGUACUCCAGAAUUACACGUUCAGCCGGAAUUAAACUUAAAAAGUAAAUUAUCAAAUAUCGAAUACACGUGAAUGCACACGCAACAAAUACUUUGGAACAAAUUUAUCUUUCGCAUACGAUUACAAUCGUUCGUAACAAUAAUUUAUUAACAAAAUAUUAAAAUACUGGCGAUAUGAAAAAAAGGGGGAGGAAAAAACCGGAUUACAAUAUUCCGUAAUCAUACAAACAGUAAAAAGUGCGCCGCGAAAUUGUAUACUUGUGUUUAAGGGUCAAAGUUACCCUCGGUUCGAGCAGCGAAAGGGCACGAUUACUAAACCGCGAAAUAAUUAUAAAUGAUUGUCAUAAAAUCGUGCUAAUUUCACUAGUGAUAACGAUGAUUCCGAGUUAUUUUUCAUUUUGCACAAAAAUCGAAGGUUAUAUUAUUCAACAAAAUAAUUGCGGGUAAUUAUUUCGUUGCGAAAUAAUUGUUAAACAAAUUAUUAUUUUCAUCAGCUCAUACGCGGAUUUGAGUAGUGUCGGAGAUUGAUAUUAUUCGUGAAUGAACGUAGCUAGUUAAUCGUCCUAUUUAAUAAUUGCUAUUGAAUUCAUAUCCUCGCACAGGCUCAAUGAAGAUCAGAAAACAAAAAUUAAGUAAAAUGAAUGGAAGUCUCCCUCAACGAGAUUGAACGCAUUUACUUUUUCAAUUUAACCAUUUUUACGUUUGCCAAUACGUUUUUUCUCAUAAAUUUUAGCAUCGCCAUUUUGGUCUCCAUUAUUAUUAUUUUUAUUGAUAGAAUCAUUAGAUUAUCGUCAGUUUUGUUAUUAUUUCGACUACUAAUUUAAUGUUUAUUAAGUCGUCGAUUUAGAUCGAGGGAGGGUUGAAAAGAAAAAAAAAGUGGUCGUACCAUCGAUUGGUAACGCGUAAUUGUCGAGGUUUAGAAUUAGGUAAGAGUGAAAGAGAGAGAGACGAGGGUGUGAUGAAUCGAAUUUCGUUUCGAUACGAAGAGGAAAAAACUUGGAAUUAUAAUUUCGUCAUUUUGUUUUCGUUUUCGUAUACUUCAAUGUUCGAACUUCGUGCUCUGUGAUUAAUGUGUGUAAGUCUAUGUCAUAAUAAUCGAGAAGAAAAAUAGAAGAAAAGAAAAAAACAAAAAUAGUUACGGGGUUGGAGAUUCGAGAGUGAAUCCAAACGACCAAGUAUACGAGAUUCGAAUGCUGCUACGAGAGGCAAGGAUAGUCGAAUCCAAUUGGCGAAACUCCCUGAAUAGAACGGAGAGGAGAAAAAAACGAAGAACUGUCCCUCGUCUCGCACACAGCCAUCCCCCGUGCGCACUUUACUCGUAAUUUUGUGAUUUAUCUGAAAUAAUGAAGAAUCUAGCAACCGAUUAUUUAUAGCCACAGAGCGAAACACACACACACAAGAAACAAACAGGAAAAAUAAUAAUACUAUACCGUAUACAUAUAAAUAUAUUUACGUAUGAAUAUAUAUACGGAAAUCUGGAAAAGUCGUGUUGAAAAUGGCGAGGAUAGUUAGAUUACGUGAUCCCGAAGAGGAAAGUCCUCAGCCAUUUUUCUCUACGAGCAACCGUUUGCGAAAUAUUCACGAAUUCGUCAGAGUCGAUCUCGCGCCAAUGGGACGUGGCGUCAUUUGGGCGUGUCGCGAGCGCUCCGCCCACAGACGCCACUAUCAGCCGCGCCUCCGAUUGGCCGGUACUCUCCUCAUACGCUAUCUUCCGAACGGUGCAUCCUAGAGAAAAAUGGAAAAGGACUUUUCGUCUCAGAAUCCGAAGUUCUCUCAAGCCCGUGAACCUCGAGCUCGUCUUUCGAGAAAUUCUGUACAUCUAUACAUAUAUUAAGCGCUGCUAAUUUCUCUCGUGUCUCGUGUAAUGUUUUUCAUAAGAUCGUGCAGCCCAGAAAUGAAAAAAAAAACACACACACACACAAAAUAUCUAGCUAUGCCCUCCUAAUAUAUAAUAUUAAAUAUUGUAAUGACGAGUAAUGAUAAUUAAUAACGACUAGAAAUAUUAUCUAAAACAGCUACACUGCUACUACUACUAUAACUACUACUAUUACUUGUACGAAUAAACGUAAAUAAUAUUGUAUUAAUUAGUAAUUAUAAUAGUCAUUUACGACUCAAUAUCACGUGAUGCUUGGAAAGCUUUUCACUCUCGUUGUUAUGUUCGAUUUCUCCGUUCAAUAUUAAUAUCGUGAUGACCAUUGAUCGUCCAGCAGGAUUCUUCGAUCUUGCGCCUGGACGUGUUCGAGUUUUGACCUCAAAACAAAACACAAUUGUUCGAAAUUUGUUUGGUUCGUGUUACUCUUCGUUCUUUCGGUAUGAAUUCAUUCGAAAUUCACUGAUUAUACGUCAUUCGAUUAGCUUUUUUUUUUGUUUCUGUUAAAAACAGAGCAAAAUAUUGAAUC
Messenger RNA from Venturia canescens, 10332 nucleotides. RefSeq names its product Down syndrome cell adhesion molecule 1 (gene Dscam1). Gene Ontology annotation, cellular component: plasma membrane; axon. The transcript has 30 exons. Lineage: Eukaryota; Metazoa; Arthropoda; Insecta; Hymenoptera; Ichneumonidae. Gene Ontology annotation, biological process: homophilic cell-cell adhesion; axon guidance; dendrite self-avoidance. The record is from RefSeq and is a predicted model, not a curated record. The coding region runs from base 227 to 6271 and encodes 2014 amino acids. Gene Ontology annotation, molecular function: cell-cell adhesion mediator activity.